AUGCCUCUGAACGCCGUUGGAUGGUCAACGGAGGAAGACGAGAAGCUUGCCGAGUUAGUGGAACCACAUUCCUAUUUGUACAAUGUCCUGGAUCCUUCGAGGAAAAAUAUAUUAGCGAGGGAAUCUACAUGGCAAGAAAUAGCACAGCAAUUAUCGAAACCAGUUGAAGAAUGCAAGAAGCGCUGGAGAGGCCUCCGUGAUGGCUAUAUGAGGAGCAAGCGUGUUGGCACCAUGCACAAAACAAAAGUGGGCAUUUUUGAGAAACUCCAGUUCUUAGAUGGAACCUCCUUGGAUGGUACUGAAGAUAAUUCAGUGGCAGAAACCACUAUGGAGGAAAUGUCACAAGAAGCAACUAAAUUUGAUACUGAGCAGCAUGUCAUUACUGACAAUCAAGAGUAUUAUGAGAUCACUGUGGUUGAUGCGCCUCAAGAACCUCUGCAGCCCUUCAUCAAGUUAGUGCCAAAAUUAGAAGCCAAUAAUGAGCCCCCAAAAAAAAUUAGCAGAAAAAAUUCAGGCCGGAAGAAGACAAUUCCAGUGCCAAAAAAUAUACCGCCAAUAAAAAUACUACCAAAACCGAUACUAGUGAAUGGUCCCAAAAUAGUACAGUACGUUGAAGAUCAAAAAAUGCCAGAACAAAGAUCGAAAACUAUUGAUAAACUGAUUGAAAAGAUCUUAAAAGAAAAUACCAAUGAAAUUGAUGUAUUUUUCAGAAGUAUGGCAGCUAGUGUCAAGAAAUUACAACCUAAUUUAAUACCUAAAGUGAAGAUGGAAGUGUGUAAUGUAAUUGCUAAAUAUGAAAUGCAAAGCUUUGAUAAGAAUUUGAACUUCUGA
Messenger RNA from Arctia plantaginis, 831 nucleotides. Lineage: Eukaryota; Metazoa; Arthropoda; Insecta; Lepidoptera; Erebidae. The record is from the annotation of a GenBank genome assembly.